AUGGACGAGCUCGUACGCUUCCUCAAGCAGCACAAACACCAGAUCGUCAAGUACGGCAAAAAGGCCUUUACCUGGUGGAAGAAGAACCAGGGUAAACAGAACGGCCAGCAGCAGCAGCAGCAGCAGCACGGCGGCAGCGGCGGCUACGGCGGUGGCUACGGCGGCGGCGGCGGCGGCGGCGGAGGAGGAGGGGGAGGAGGAGGCUACGCCGGUGCAGCCGCCGCCGGAGCUGCCGUCGGAGGGUACAACAACAACAACAACGACUACUACAACAACCACCAGCAGCAGCAGCCCCACCUUCCGCCGCAGGGCCAGUACCAGGCACCGCAGUGGAACCAGCAGGCUGCCACCCAGGGCCCGCACUACAAGUACUCGCAGGACAACCAGGUCAACCAGCACGACGCCCACUAUCUCGAGCUGCGCAACCGCGCCCGGUCCGAGGGCGACGCCAUGGCGCGCUGCUUUGACCAGGCGCACGCCGCCCACGGCUCGGGCGACGGCGGGCGCGCCAAGCAGCUCAGCAGCGAGGGCCACCAGCACAAGGCGCAGAUGGAGCGCCUCAACAAGGAGGCCGCCGACUGGAUCUUUAUGGCCAACAACGAGGACAGCCCCGUGGGCACCGUCGACCUGCACGGGCUCUACACGUCCGAGGCCCUCGAGCGGACCGAGGCCGCUGUGCGCGAGGGGCAGAGCAAGGGCUGGCCCGAGCUCCGCCUCAUUGUCGGCAAAGGGCUGCACUCCAAGGACCACCGCGCCCACAUCGCUCCCGCCGUGGAAAAGAUGAUGCAAGAGUACCGCCUCGACGCGCACCUCGACCCGCGCAACACGGGCGUGCUCGUCGUCAACCUCCAGGCUGGCGGCGCGGGCAACGCCGGCUUCACGCGCGACCUCGCUCGCCAGGUCAGCGGCAAGGACGACGAGUGCGUCAUCAUGUGA
Messenger RNA from Pseudozyma flocculosa PF-1, 936 nucleotides. RefSeq lists its product as uncharacterized. Lineage: Eukaryota; Fungi; Basidiomycota; Ustilaginomycetes; Ustilaginales; Ustilaginaceae. The transcript has 2 exons. The record is from RefSeq and is a predicted model, not a curated record. The coding region runs from base 1 to 936 and encodes 311 amino acids.